Messenger RNA from Eruca vesicaria subsp. sativa (arugula), 1218 nucleotides. NCBI's taxonomy places the organism in Eukaryota, Viridiplantae, Streptophyta, Magnoliopsida, Brassicales, Brassicaceae. The record is from the annotation of a GenBank genome assembly.
CAAAAAGACUGCGAGAGAAGCAUGUCUGUGAGAGCAAUCAUAUCAUUGGUGGUUCUAGUGAUUCUCAUUGAAUCCCAUGAGUCCACUCCUAUCCCCGACGGUCUCCGGAAGGUAGAGGAAGCCUUUGUAAAGAUCUUAGGCCAAUCCAGUCACGUUCUCUCCUUCGCUCGCUUCACUCACCAGUAUGGGAAAAUGUAUCAAAACGAGGAGGAGAUAAAGCAACGUUUCUCGGUGUUCAAGGAGAAUCUUGAUUUUAUCAGAUCCACCAACAAGAAAGGCUUAUCCUACAAACUCGGUGUUAAUCAAUAUGCUGAUUUGACCAGAGAAGAGUUUCAAAGGAACAAGAUCGGUGCUUCGCAACACCCUUUUGCCACUUCAAAGGGCAGCCGUAGACUCACAGGAAGAGCUCUUUUGCAAACCUCAGCUCCUAGUGCUAAAGACUGGAGAGAAGAUGGUGUUGUUAGCCCGGUCAAAAAUCAGGGAGCAGCAUGUGCAGCAUCUUGGGCAAUCAGCGCAACUGGAGCUGUUGAGUCAGCUUACCAUAUUAAACAUGGUGUCGGAAGAGAUCUCUCUGUGCAACAGCUGAUAGAUUGUUCUUCAUCUCACGGUACACUUGGCUGCAUUGAUGGUCAUCCUUUCCAGGCCUUUAAUUACAUCAAAUCCGAAGGAAUCAACAAUGCGACACAGUAUCCUUACCUAGGUGUCCAAGGAGUGUGCAGAAGUAACUCGGACUCUGUUGUAAAUGUCACAGGAUAUGUCGCUAUCCCUUCGUUUGAUGAACUUGAACUGAUGAAAGCGGUUGGAUCUAUUGGGCCAGUUAGCGUAUCAUUCGGCGUUUCACUCUCACUCCAGCAUUACAGCAGCGGAGUCUACCAUAGUAGCGAACACUGUGAAGAUAUUUUAGGCAUCAGACAAUAUGGUUUGGCGGUUGGUUAUGGAAAUGAAGCGGGUCGCGACUAUUGGAUUAUAAAGAACUCAUGGGGAGAACAGUGGGGCGAUGGUGGUUACUUCAAGUUUGAGAGGGGGAGGAACUUGUGCGGUAUUGCAGUACUCCCAGUGUACCCGAUUGUGGACUGAGAUGAUCAGCAUGUGAAUGCAUGAUAUGUUUGCAUUUAUUUGAUUAAGACAUUAAUUGAAAAGUUGGCACUUGGCAGUGCACAUUGUUGUGUUUAUGUUUGUUGUAACAUAUGGUCUGUUCAUAUGUACAUAAUAAAGGAA